Messenger RNA from Aspergillus puulaauensis, 1656 nucleotides. RefSeq names its product putative MFS lactose permease. Gene Ontology annotation, biological process: transmembrane transport; carbohydrate transport. The record is from RefSeq and is a predicted model, not a curated record. The transcript has 9 exons. Gene Ontology annotation, cellular component: membrane. Gene Ontology annotation, molecular function: carbohydrate:proton symporter activity. The coding region runs from base 1 to 1656 and encodes 551 amino acids. NCBI's taxonomy places the organism in Eukaryota, Fungi, Ascomycota, Eurotiomycetes, Eurotiales, Aspergillaceae.
AUGGAGAAGGGUAAAUCUGAUGAGAAGCAUGGAGUCUCAGUCACUGAGGGAGCCAAUGUCGCCGUUCUCUCUGGGAUGACUGCGGACAAGCCGGGGGCGACCACCAAGGUCGUCUACAACGCCGACCUGUAUGCUGCCAUCAACGAGACCCAGAUCGAGAAGUGGAGCAAGACAUCCAUCCAUCUAUACUUCUGUAUAUUUGUCGCAUUCUGCUGUGCCUGUGCAAACGGAUACGAUGGCUCGCUGAUGGGCUCCGUCUUCGCCAUGAGCCACUACCAGAACACUUUCCACACUGGAAAGACUGGCGAGAAGGUCUCCGUCGUCACCUCUCUGUAUACAGUUGGCUCUAUGGUCGCAACCCCCAUCUCGGCCGUCAUCUCCGACAGAUUCGGCCGUCGCAAGUGUAUGUUUGCUGGAGGAUGGGUCAUUGUCAUCGGAUCUAUUGUGAUUGCCACUGCCAACACCCUGGCUCACUUUAUCGUCGGUCGCUUCGUGCUUGGUUUCGGUAUCCAGAUCAUGGUCGUGUCUGCGCCGGCCUACGCAGCUGAGAUCUCGCCUCCCCACUGGCGUGGACGUGCAGUUGGCUUCUACAACUGCGGCUGGUUCGGUGGCUCUAUCCCAGCAGCGGUCGUCACCUACGGGUGCAACUUCAUCGAUAACAACUGGCAAUGGCGCGUGCCCUUCAUCCUGCAGUGCUUUGCUUCCUGUAUCGUGAUCGUCUCCGUCUGGUUCAUCCCUGAAUCUCCCCGCUGGCUCAUGUCCCAAGGCCGCGACGAGGAGGCCAUCUCCAUCCUGGCCAAGUACCACGGCAAUGGCGACCCCAAUGCACGCCUGGUGCGUCUGGAGGUCGAGGAGAUGAAGGAGGGUAUUCGCGUAGACGGCAUCGACAAGACCUGGUGGGACUACCGACCCUUCCUCUUCUCCCACAGCGGCCGCUGGCGGUUCGCGCAAGUCAUCAUGAUCUCGAUUUUUGGUCAAUGGUCAGGGAACGGUCUUGGAUAUUUCAACCCUGCUAUUUACGAGACCCUCGGAUACACAUCCAGUUCCAUGCAGCUCCUGCUUAACCUUGUCAACUCGAUUGUGGGCGCUAUCGCUGCUCUGACUGCGGUCUACUUCUGUGACAGGAUGCCCCGCCGAACAGUGCUUGUUUGGGGAACACUUGGCUGCGCUCUCUGCAUGGCCGUCAACGCCGGCGUCUCCCAGCCCAUGAUCCCCCAGCGCGAGGCCGGCGCCGUCGACCCAACGCUCGGCCGCACAGCUCUCAGCUUUUACUAUCUCUUCCAGGUCGUCUUCUCGUUCACAUAUACCCCUCUCCAGGGCGUUGUCCCCGCUGAAGCCCUAGAGACUACGACCCGUGCAAAGGGUCUCGCGCUGUCAGGCUUCCUCGUCAGCGGCACCAGCUUCAUCUCGCAGUUCGCCUCGCCCAUCGCACUCGAGAAUAUCAGCACAAACUACUUCUGGAUCUUCGUAGGCUGGGACGUUAUCGAAUCUGUGUUCUGGUAUUUCUUCGGUGUCGAAUCCCAAGGCCGUACGCUCGAGGAACUCGAGUACCUCUACCAACAGCCAAACCCGGUCAAGGCAUCCAAGCAUCGCGACAAGGUUGUUGUGCAGCAGGACGGGCAUGUUACUGAGAAGAUCUCCGAGGAUGAUGUGUAG